AAGCGGAAGCCCGCCAUCCAUUGACGCGAACGCGUGUGGUUCGUGAUUGUGUUGUCUGUUUAAGCAGCAAGUCAAAGAUUCGUCGUCCGUCUACGACUGGGAGCGCUUUGGAAGGAUGGCGUACCGAGGGCAAGGCCAGAAGGUUCAGAAGGUUAUGGUUCAGCCCAUUAACCUAAUCUUCAGAUACCUCCAAAAUCGCUCAAGGAUCCAAGUGUGGUUGUAUGAACAGGUCAACAUCAGAAUAGAGGGUUGUAUCAUUGGUUUUGAUGAAUACAUGAACUUGGUUCUUGAGGAUUCCGAGGAAGUCCACAUGAAGACAAGGAACAGGAAGCCACUGGGAAGGAUCAUGUUGAAAGGUGAUAACAUCACCUUGCUGCAGAGUGUGUCCAAGUGACAAGAUGACUGUUGAAAUGUUUGUUCAUUUUCAUGUCCAUUUCUACAUGUUUUCAUUUUUAAAAUAAAGUUUUUCUUUGUCAUAA
Molecule: messenger RNA, 479 nt
Organism: Phycodurus eques (leafy seadragon)
Lineage: Eukaryota; Metazoa; Chordata; Actinopteri; Syngnathiformes; Syngnathidae
Gene: snrpe
Product: small nuclear ribonucleoprotein polypeptide E
Exons: 5
Coding region: 116-394 (92 amino acids)
Biological process (GO): mRNA splicing, via spliceosome; spliceosomal snRNP assembly
Cellular component (GO): U5 snRNP; U2 snRNP; U4/U6 x U5 tri-snRNP complex
Molecular function (GO): RNA binding
Source: RefSeq, a predicted model, not a curated record